GAUGAAUGUUACAUCACUGCCAUCAGUCGUCAGUUACAGAAGUAUUAAAGUAGAUCUUCAGAUUUUCUGCUACUCAUUAUUUGCUGUCCAAAAAGCAUGAUGCAAGAAAUGGAAUGUGUUCUCCCCGAAUAACCUGACUGCAAUUGCUCUGUUAAUUGUCCUUUCUAGUUUUUAUAUUUUGUUGAUGGUGUUUCUGGUGUGAACUAAUGUGCAGCUAUUAUAAGCUGAAGCACCAUAGUGCAGUUAUAUGUGUCUCAUGUGGCCAGUUACAUGAGAAAAAUGGAACUCAUUUAUAUGAUUAUUAUCAACCAGUGGAUGAUGACAUGAUGUGUCACAUUUGUCUCCAGCCUUUGGUAAAUCCAAUUGACACAAAAUGUGGACAUACAUUCUGUACACAAUGCCUCAAAAACUACCUCAAGGUACAAUGCAUAUGUCCAGUGGAUCGACUACCACUUUCUUUAAAAGAUUGCCAGCAAUCCAGUGUUUUAGUAAGAAGAUUGCUAGAUAAAUUAUUGGUUGUUUGUCCCAAUGUGGAUUACUGUGAAGAUGUAUUGCCCCGCUCAGAACUUGAAGCUCAUCUUUUGCACAGGUGUCGUGGUGCUGUAACGAAAUGCAUCAAAGCAAGUUUAGGAUGUGUGUUUCAAGGGCCUAGAAGUGCACUUCAGAGUCAUCUUUGGGAGUGCCCUUAUAAAGAUCAACAAGCUGCUAAAAAUCCAGUCAUUGAUGGGGAAGUUUCCACUAUAGAAAUUCAAAGAACAAGUCCAGAACUUGGUAUCAGUAUUGUUGGUGGAUCAGAUACUCCUUUGUUGUGUAUUGUCAUUCAAGAAAUCUUUCCAGAAGGCGUUGUUGCAAGAGAUAACCGUCUUUUACCAGGAGAUCAGCUUUUAGAGGUGAAUGGUGAAGAUUUGAGCAUGGCCACGCAUUAUGAAGCACAACAAGCAUUGAAUUGUUAUUUUUCAUUGUGUCGUCUCACAGUAUAUCGGGAAAAAGCUGAAGAAACCCGACCUAUUGAGAAGGAAGAAAUAUUAAAAAUUACAUUGACGAAAAGGAAAGGGAAACAACUGGGGAUUAAACUUGUUGGUAAACGAAAUGGUCCUGGAGUCUAUAUCCUAAACCUUAUUGGUCAAAGCUUGGCUGCUAUUGAUGGCCGUUUAAAACCAGAUGAUCAGGUGCUGGAAAUAAAUGGACAGGAUGUCACAUAUGGAUCUCAAGAACAAGCUGCCUUUUAUAUUCAAAAAAGUGGCGAUGAAGUAGAAUUUGUAGUGUGCAGAAAAAGUCGUCCACAAACUCCUGAUCUUAUUCGUUCAACAGGCAAUGAAUUUUCUCUGAAAAAUACAUCAUCUGAUAAUGAUACUUGCAAGUUAACACCUUGUAGAAAAUUCCUUGAGAGGGAACUUACAAUCCAAAAGGAUCCAUCUGAAAGUUUAGGAAUUAGUGUGUCUGGAGGCGUUAAUAGUCCUCAAGGUGAUACUCCGAUAUAUGUCACUAAUAUCAAACUUACAGGCUGUUUGGGACGUACAAAACAAGUGAAGAAAGGUGAUGUGCUGUUAUCUAUAAACUCUGUUAGUCUGCUUGGUUUAAGUCACAAUGAGGCUGUGAAACAACUAAAACUCAAUACUGAAUCAAAAACUAUUACUCUAAAGGUGCUUGAUGGUCCUGAAGUUUCUCAGAAUUCACCUGGUAAUUUUACUCCUUCUUGGUUAUACUGGCUUCAGUUACCAAGGAUUUGUCAAACUGUGAAAUCCAUAUCCUUGUUACGUGGUCCAAAUGGCAGCCUUGGUUUUGCAAUUGUUGGUGGCCGUGACAAUGUGGAGACAUGCUUCUGUCAGUGA
Octopus bimaculoides (California two-spot octopus) is the source of this 1832-nucleotide messenger RNA. RefSeq names its product ligand of Numb protein X 2. The record is from RefSeq and is a predicted model, not a curated record. Gene Ontology annotation, molecular function: protein binding; zinc ion binding. NCBI's taxonomy places the organism in Eukaryota, Metazoa, Mollusca, Cephalopoda, Octopoda, Octopodidae.